This is a messenger RNA of Volvox carteri f. nagariensis, 336 nucleotides long. RefSeq lists its product as uncharacterized. The record is from RefSeq and is a predicted model, not a curated record. NCBI's taxonomy places the organism in Eukaryota, Viridiplantae, Chlorophyta, Chlorophyceae, Chlamydomonadales, Volvocaceae. The transcript has 2 exons. Bases 1 to 336 code for a protein of 111 amino acids.
AUGAAAGGAAAACCCUCCAACCUAUCAAUCAGGUUUCGAAGUUUUAUUUCCCCAAGUAUUUCUGGGGCUCAAUCUUGUGAGUUUUCUCCCAAGAUGAGUAACCUCUACAUUCCCAAGAAAGGCCUUAAGGUCAUUCCUGUAUUUGCUAAUGGAAACUGCAUUCCUGAGGCAAUUGUUGCUAAAGCAUCGCCAGAACACCGUGUGGAGAUGGCCAGGAUUGUGAGAAGCUGGGUGGCCAAGGUCGUGGGUCACCCAAAUAUUUUCCAAACCCUGGAAGAGCACUAUGGCUUCCAUAAUGCCCAUCCAGGGUACUUCCAGCUUAACUUUAGCAGGUAA